Molecule: messenger RNA, 1481 nt
Organism: Petromyzon marinus (sea lamprey)
Lineage: Eukaryota; Metazoa; Chordata; Hyperoartia; Petromyzontiformes; Petromyzontidae
Source: RefSeq, a predicted model, not a curated record
CUCCCCCCGCACGCCGUCUCAGGGUAUAAAGGGGCCCAGAGAAGUGGAGAGAAGUCACAACGAUCUGUCAGCUCAUCAGAAAAGUCACAGCUCCCCCUCGCUCAUCCACCAAGCUCCAACUCCGUUCGACUAUGGCCAGCUGCCCAGACAUUACUCCCACCAUGGAGAUGACUGCCGAGAACCAGGAGGCCGAUGGUGAGGCCUGCGGCCGCAGCUGCCACACCCACGGAGGCUACGGCCACGGGGGUUACGGCCACGGAGGCUAUGGCCACGGAGGCUAUGGCCAUGGAGGCUAUGGCCACGGAGGCUAUGGCCACGGAGGCUAUGGCCAUGGAGGCUACGGCCACGGAGGCUAUGGCCAUGGAGGCUACAGCCACGGAGGCUACGGCCAAGCUCUGGGCUACGGCCACCACGGCUACGGUGGCUACGGCCUGGGCCACGGCCACCUGAGCACCUACACGCACGCGCAGGGCCACUACGCGUACCCGGCCAAGGGCUGCGUCUCGCCGUGCGCCCCGCGGUGCCCCAAGUCGCCGUGCUGCACCCCGGCGCCCAAGGUGUGCCAACCGGCACGCAAGUCGCCGUGCUGCACCCCAUGCCCGCCAUGCGUGCCCAAGAAGUGCGAGCCGUGCCCGGUCACCAAGUUCAAGGGGUGCCCCUCUCCUUGCCGCACCGUCGUCGCCGGAGGCUAUGGCGGCUAUGGAGGAUACGGCUACGCGGGCAAAUACUGAGGUGGUCCCACUUGAGUUGAGUGUCGCGUGGGCACGUGGGUGCAUAGCGCUCACAGCCACACGGGAAAUCCCCAUAAUCCGCUGCAGUUUAUCUCACAGCCCCUUGAGUGCCUAACCGCACCUGGGGGGUGGGUGGGUGCCAAUUCGCGCUCUGUCUGCCAACGACCGCCCCUCCCCGUCUGUCUGCCGGCUGGCUGGUCGCGCUGGUUGUUUUUAGAGAGUUUGGUGAAUUCGUCUAAAUCUGUCCCAAGGUAACGGCGUAACUGUAGGUGCAUUGGAUCUCAUGUGUGGCCUUUUUUUGGGGGGGUGAGGUUGACUGAUGUUAAGGAAUCAAAAAUUAUUCAGUUCAGAAUUUAAAAAACCCAAAACGUAACAUUCAGUUCCUGAUAAAGUGCCCAGCACGUUCAGCGAAACGUCGGACAUAGUGCCCAAAACAACCCUUAAAACACUCACAUACGUCGGAGAUUCGCACACUCCCAAAACUCCUCCCACUCAGCCCGAUUUGAUCCCUGGGGGUGAUUUGCAGUUGUGGUCACUUUGAUCAGACGCAAUGUGCCGGGGCAUGCGUGUGUUUGUGUGUGCGUGCGUGUGUGUGUGUUGCUGCGAAUCGACGUGGUGAGUUCAGUUGGAUUUUAGUUGCUCUGUUGGUGGUUUGAGUUGGUCCGCUGAAGUGCUGGUGAUGAACGCCGUCCCGUUUCAGCUUGAUUCAAUCGCUUGUAAUGAAGUACCACAUCUAAUAAAGUACCCUAU